CGCGAGUGGGAGUGGGAGUGGGAGUGGAGAGCGAGUCUCUCGGUCUCGGCACAUUCACCCACUCCGCGCGGCGGCGGCGGCACUCCCCAAACGAGCCUCCCUCCCUACCGACUAACUCAAAACCGACGACCGUACGAACGAGCGACUUUCCCGGGCCGCCGUCGGUACACUUCCCGAGCGCUUUGUCCUUUUCUUCGGCUUCUUCUUCGUCGUCGUGUUGCCGCGGACGUGGGAGCCACGCGAGCAGAACAACCCGACCGGAGCUCUCCCGAAGCGACUAGCCGGCCAUUACGAGAGCAGACAACACGACGACCGGCUAUGGAGUGACGGAGAGCGGCCGCGAGAAGAGCCGAGGAGGACGGCGUGUGCUCCGCUCCAAGCCAACAUGGCGCUCCUGCUCUUUCGGGCUUCAUCCGAGCUGAGUUGAUUUCCCCGGGACUUCUUCGCCACCUGUACCCUCACUCGGAUUCUACAUCGCGAAACUGGCUUCAUUUUUUUCAACAAAUAAGGAUGACUUUCCUUUAGCGUGGAUAACCCCUUCGGCACUUUUUGCUGUUUAAAACUUGUCAAAAGAGGACAAAAAACGGCGCAAGUUGGCUGGAAGUGACGCCGAAUUAUCCAGGGCUACAUCUGUUCGUGAUGUCGAUGCUGAGACACAAACCAAUCUGGAGCUAAGACGAGGGAACCACAUCACAAACAUGGUGGAUGCAAGGUUGACGCCCCUGGCGGCCAUGGGGCUGGACCGAGGCGCCCUGAUACACGAUGGACUUCGCCUCCACGGCGGCGUUGUGUAUCCAGGGAUCAGAACGCUUCAGACAGAAAAGAGUAGAGAGGCAUCUGUCCUCCCGCUUGGUUACAGCCGGGAUGGUCUACAAGAGCUUGUCUACAAACCAGACGGCCCGCUGGACAGUCGUAAACCCACUAACGGAUACCUGGGUCUCUACAAGGGCAUCCCUGCUAAUCUCCAUAAGCCUGUGAUGAUUCCCGGAGCGGAGGGUUUAAGCUUGGAACGACGGGUGGCACCAGGGGAAAAAGUCCCUGAAAUGAGCUUGGCGACGCCUGGUGGGAGCUAUCUUCGUCUGCCCUGGCUCAACCCCUACCCAGAAGCCAGCAUGUAUCCCUUCAUGGACUCCUCCAAGUAUGCGGCUCUGAACAUGUAUAAAGCUUCAUUGCUCAGCCAGCCCAACCCUUACCUUCCCCAGCAUCUGGCCUACCCUUCUCUCUGUGCACCGCAGGGUGGGAACGUCAACCCUGCUGCAGUCACUUCUGCCGCCGAGAGGAUCUACUAUAUGCCUCCUUACCCCCCUCCCACUAUAUCAUCUCCCCUGGUGGCACCUUCCAUGAGGAUCCCCCCUGUCACGGUGGCCCCCACAUCUUUGGUACACUGCCAGGACAAAGCGCUUGGUGUUGCUUCUUCGUUUGUGCAGCAGCUUCACCAACCUUCCCCUCAUCCUCAGCACCAUCCAUCUGCUAUAGAGAGGGAGCGAUCGCCAAACCGGAGCAGUCGGCCAAGUCGACCGCCCUCUCGGAGUGGAACUAGCAAUAACAGCAGUAAUACAAGCACGGGUUCUACCAGUGGUGGGAAUAAUAAUAGUCUGCCGACUGACUGUUCACCUCACGCGUCUUCUCGCCUCUCCCAACCGCUCAUUGACAAUUCACUGGAUUUACAAAGGCCAGUUGCAAGGAUGGGCCAGCUUCCCUCCUCUUCAGCUUCAAUAUCUGCCUCACCGUCUGCCACGCAGCCUAUAUCGCAUCUAUUAUCUGUGUGCAGCAUGGCCUCAGAGCAGCCUUCCCCUGCCCGACCCAGACAAAGAGACGGGGCUCCCGGUGCUGAAAAGAGACCUAGCAGAUCACCCUCAAAGUCAAACUUUGACAGGACCGCUCACCCACCCCAAGCAACCAAAGAAUCGGGAGAGAAGCCGUUGGAUUUGUCUGGAAGAAUGCUUGAGUUUGGGCUGCCUCCUAAUGGGUUCCCCAUUAAGAUGGACAAUAUCGCUCCUGGUGCACGUUACGGACUUCCCCCUAGUGGAGAGCUCCUAAAAGACAACCGAUCCCUCUCUCCCUCCUCACACCCUCACUCUGUGGUAAACAGCACUUCUUCAAAGACAUCAGAGAGACCAGAGAUGAUCAGCACUUUACACUCCUCCUGGGUUGUACCCAGCCGGUCUCCGUCCCAAACACAGCACACACAGGGCUUGUCCCCAUCUCCUCGGCCCAACGCAGAUGUGGGACCUUCACAAGCCAAAGGCUCCUCGCCCUCAGUCAUCAAACACAAGAAUCUGGAAAGGGUGCUCCCUCAGCAGCGCAGCUCGUCCUGUCCAAGGAUAAGUGAGUCGACUACUCAACACUCAGAAUCCUCUCACAUCAGUUCCAGGGUUCUGUCUCCCAAACCCAAUGGUGACUGGGUCAAACACAGCCCUAUUCAGUCAGAACAUGUCACAGUUAUGGGCCACCACAGAGAAGGAGCGGAGAAGUCCUCUCAGAGUGCUAAAAGAGGAGAAACCACUCCUGAAACGUACAAGAGGCCCAUGUUGGAGAACGGACACCCGGCUGGACCCCUGUACCUUCCUCAGAGUGAUGCUUACCUAAACCACAGCUUGGCCUAUGCCAAUCAAUAUCUGCACUACCCCAUCCCUGACAGCAUGGCACUUCACUCCCUGCCAAUUGCAGGGAAAGGUCCUGUCUACCCUCACCCAGUGUUGCUGGGCAACAAUAGCCUUUAUCCAACCCACUUGGCAGCAAAACACCCUUUACCUUACCACAACUUGCCGCCUGGUUCAGCAGGGGAAUACCUUGCCUACAACUCACAGAAGAUGACUCACCCCCUGAUGCAGCCUCACUCCGAUAACAAAUUGUCUGAAAGGGGGGAUGGCAACUUGAAGCCACGGGCACAGGAAAAACCCCGAAGUUCUUUUGAUGAACGAGAGAAAAACAUGGGCAAGGAGAUGAGGGAAGGGAGCCAAAUAAAUUAUGAUAAAGAAGGACAAGGUGGCAAUCAUAUGAAAAGACCUUCUCCGUCUGUAGCGUACCGCGAAAAGAUUGACUGCAUUGACCUUGUUCACUCGGACACCGAUGCUGAGUCUACCCCAAACGUCCAGAAGAAACCCUCCUUGGAGUCUUCAACUUUUGACCAAAGUGAACGUUACCACAGCAACCAAAACACAAUGCAGACAGAGUACGAGCCAAAAUUUCAUCUUUCUCAUCCUUAUCCAAUGCUCUCAGGACAGAGCUCCACACAGAGACACAACCCUGCAGACAGGCAGCAUCAGGAAACGCUCUUAGGAAAGCCAAAGGUUCAUCGGGACUCAGGCUCUCCUGGAGCAACAUCUGGCACAUCCACAAAUAAUCCAGGGAAGCUUAGCCAAGAACACGACGACUCCUCAGAGGAACAGUGUCCUAGCCCGGACCCUGCAGACGACGACCAGAGCACCUUGCGCUGCGCCCGGACGUCCGGGGAGCGCAGCUCUGGUAAGGACAAAGGGCAGCGGGACAGCAGGGGUCCCCACGUUAGUCAUUCACAAUAUACUGCGAAAGAAGCUAUGUGUAGAGACACUGAAAACGAAGACAGCGUUGUGGACCUAGGGGAGUCUCAAGGCGAGGGCGACGAUGAGGACGAGGACGAGGACGGUUGCCAGACCUCGACCAGAAACUCCCGUCGGUCCAGCCUCGCCAAAAGGAUUGCCAACUCGUCAGGCUACGUCGGCGACCGCUUUAAAUGCGUCACCACGGAGCUGUAUGCCGACUCCAGCAAGCUGAGUCGCGAGCAGAGAGCUCUGCAGAUGGAAGUCAUAUCACGAGAGGGGAGUAAUAUAAGUCAACCUGCAGCUAACUGGGAGCGGGCCAUGAUGCGGUUCUCUGAGCUGGAGCUGAAGGAAAGGGAGGGCGGCAGCGGCGGUGUGUACUUGUCUGCGUCGGCUGCGGGACGAGAGUUGGCGGACAUCCAACGCAGAGAGCGAAUGCUGGAACACGGCCAGUACGCCACCCGACUCGGGGAAAGUGACGGGCUUCCACCGGCGUACCCCAACAACCGUGUCCCGGUCCUCCAGAGGUGCAUCGCUCAAAGCCUGGCAGAGUUUAGCGAAAGCGCUGAAUUGGGCCCCCCCACCUUGGCGGCGGCCACCAGGGAGUCUGCCGAGGAGGCGGCGCUCGGUCAUGACUUCGGUAGGAAGCGCCUGCACAUUCCCAAGGUGGAGCAGGAGGCGGAGCAUGAGGAUGGAGAGCGGCUGUCCCACCCUCUGAAAAGAGCCAAGAUGUCUGCCGACGAGCAGACCAGUCCCGAUGAUGACGACGACGACGACGACGUGCGGAAGCUGAAAGUCUGCAUCGAGCUCAAGGGUCUGCGCCUCAGCAAGCCCACCCAGGGCGGCGCCCCUUUGCCCGAUCUCCCCCUCAUCAAGCAGGAGCGCCCUUGGCCUCAGGCGCGACAGCUCGGCCUGGCCCGGCGUGACGAGCGAGUGGCGGAACAGAGAGCUGACGUCAACAGGAAGUGGCUGCUCAACGGAGUUGCUACGCCUCCCCUUCACCCUGGCGACCAUCUGAAGGACAGAGCGCACCCGCCGGGCCCCUUCUCAGGUGACUGUGGCCUGAAGGAGCCUCGGCACGGCCCUCCCUCUCCGUCCGCCGAGCCCUCGCUGGGAGGCGCGCCUCUCCUCAAGCUGCGUCGCCAUAGCGACGCGGACAAGCCCAAGGGCAAGCGGCCGUGCAAGACCAAACACACCAGCCAGCGGGAGCGGGAGAGGAGGAAAGAGGGCGCCCCCAGCAGCCUUGGCCAGCGUUUUCCGGCUGAUCUGGGAGCAGCCGAGGACGACAGGCUGAGUGAGCAUCGCGAGGCUCAGAGGAAGCGAGCUGCCUCUCCUAAUCAUUAUCCCUGCUCUCCAGUCAAGCCCUGCUCCCCCGCCGCGCUCUGCCCGCCCCCGCCGCAGCCCCUGGCGAACGGCAGAGCGGGCGGCGUCCCGCCAGAGGUCACCGGGCCGCACCGGACGCCCGCCGACGCCGCCACCCCGGCGGUGAGGCCCAUCCCGCCGGAGGCGCGGCGGCUGAUCGUGAACAAGAACGCGGGCGAGACGCUCCUCCAGAGAGCAGCACGUCUGGGCUACGAGGAGGUGGUGCUCUACUGCCUGGAGAACAGAGUGUGCGAGGUGAAUCACCGCGACUACGCCGGCUACUGCGCCCUCCACGAGGCCUGCGCCCGCGGCUGGCUCAGCAUCGUCCAACACCUGCUGGACUACGGCGCCGACAUCAACUGCAGCGCGCAGGACGGCACCAGGCCCAUUCACGACGCGGUGGAGAACGACCACCUGGACGUGGUUCGCAUCCUGCUGUCCUAUGGGGCCGACCCCACCCUAGCCACGUACUCUGGCCGAGGCCUCCUCAAGAUGACCCACAGCGAGCUCAUGGAGCGUUUCCUUAUCGAUUAUUUCGCUGACCUUCAGGGCCGCGCGGAUGACGACCCGGGGCUUUAUUGGGAAUGGUACGGCAGCGCGGUGUGCGAGUCCGCAGAGGAGGGCGGCACCGCCUACGACAUCCUGGCAGACCCGCCGGGCCCUGACGACGAGGACGAGGACGACAAGAGGGAGAUGUUUGAGUUUGAGUUCUCCGACCGGCCCCUGCUGCCUUGCUACAACAUCCAGGUGUCCGUCUCCCAGGGGCCCAGAAACUGGCUCCUCCUGUCCGACGUCCUCCGCCGGCUGCGCAUGUCGGCCCGCGGUUUCCGCCAGGCCUUCCCGCACAUGGAAGUGGUGACGGUGGCCGAGGCCGAGUUCUACCGGCAAGCGUCUCUGUCGCAGCUCUUCUCUUGUCCCGAGGAGCUGGAGGGUUUUCAUCCGGACAGCAAGGAGCUGCUGGACCUGGUGGAAGACAGCGCCGAGCUGGCCGCCCUGCUGGGCUCCACGCUGGAGUGCCUGGACGACCGCUGGGACCACGCUAGGGACAAACUGAAGGAGAAGAUCAAGGCCGCCGGACAGGUGGGCCUCAUCCUGAACCCGGGUCCCAAUAAGCACUGAUGCUCUUGCCGUUGUUGUAUAUAAAACCUACUUUUGGACCUGCUGGCUGACCUGUCAGCUUAGCCAUACCUUUGACUGUCAAUAACUGACGGUCAUAUUUUUUAUAAAUUAAUAUAUGUACAAAUAAGUAAAUAAAAAUGAAUAUAUGUAUGUACAUCCCUGUAUACAUGUGUGUACAUAAAACAAGAUUUCUUUCUGAUAAUGCUAACCACUGACAAGUGUGUCAGCAACAGGAUGGCAUGUGUGUCGCUGCCUGUGCCAUUGAAUGUGCUAUUGGAGUUCAUUUAGGGAGCACAUGAUGUACAAUUCUUCUGUCUGCCCCCUCCCUCCAACACUUCAAAGCAGGAGGGGCUAUUUUGUUGUAUCUUUUUUGUAAUGUUCAAAUCGUGCUUCCCGUCAAGUCUGUAAUUUAACAAGCGGAUCUGCAGCGUUGAUUGUAUAAUAAAGUUUUAUUGUAAUACUGAUCCUUUACCCAUUUGGCAAAGAGCUUGUGUGUGUAUAUGUAUAUACAUCUAUGUGUAUGUAUAUAUAUACCGUAUAUAUAUAUAUACACAUAUGUAUAUAUAAGACAGUGAGGCUACUGCAGUCAAAUCAACUUUUUUGGUGUUUGUUUUUAUUUUAUUUUAACUUUGUAAUUAAAAUAUCUCCUAAUUUGUAUUUAUAUUUUACAAAUGAAGUUGCUUUAAAAUAAAUAUACAAACUGCAAGAU
Messenger RNA from Entelurus aequoreus (snake pipefish), 6711 nucleotides. It is a transcript of the gene bcor, whose product is annotated as BCL6 corepressor. Gene Ontology annotation, cellular component: nucleus. The record is from RefSeq and is a predicted model, not a curated record. NCBI's taxonomy places the organism in Eukaryota, Metazoa, Chordata, Actinopteri, Syngnathiformes, Syngnathidae. Gene Ontology annotation, molecular function: protein binding; transcription corepressor activity. The coding region runs from base 699 to 6002 and encodes 1767 amino acids. The transcript is spliced from 14 exons. Gene Ontology annotation, biological process: negative regulation of transcription by RNA polymerase II.